Messenger RNA from Austrofundulus limnaeus, 720 nucleotides. RefSeq names its product short coiled-coil protein A. NCBI's taxonomy places the organism in Eukaryota, Metazoa, Chordata, Actinopteri, Cyprinodontiformes, Rivulidae. Gene Ontology annotation, cellular component: trans-Golgi network. The record is from RefSeq and is a predicted model, not a curated record.
CGGACGGUGGAUCUGCAGCCCUGUAUACUAAACAGGAAAACGAACUUUUCAUCAUGAACUGCGACAUAGAUGGAGACAUGGAGAACCAGGUGGAGAUGGAGGAGAAGACCAGGUUGAUAAAUCAAGUUUUGGAACUUCAGCACACACUAGAAGACUUGUCYGCGCGAGUCGACGCCGUCAAGGAGGAGAACCUAAAGUUAAAGUCCGAGAACCAGGUGCUGGGUCAGUACAUAGAGAACCUGAUGUCGGCCUCCAGCGUCUUCCAGACCACCGACACUAAAAGCAAACGGAAAUGAUCGGGUCUCGCAGGGAGGGGAGCCCACCUCAGAAGGGUUUGUUUUCUCGGCAGAACUGAGAGUUUUCUGUAACRUGAGUAGGAACUAAAACAUGUAAAUAUAAAAAAGUUUGUAAAUUAUUUCACAGCUGUUUUUUUUUUUCUGUUUUAAGAAAAUUUUGUUUUCCUGUGGACUUCUCAACAUUUCGUUUUUUUUUUUGUCUGUAACACUUAUUUUGAGCAUAAACCCUGAUAACACUGUUCUAUUUGAGUUAUUUAUUCUGUGAAGUAUUUUGUGGCUCAGAUACUUGGAUCUUGUGUGUGUAUUCCUACGAUUAGAAGCUGAUAAACUGAACAGUGUUUAGCAGAAUGAGGAUGGCURGUUACUGAAACCUGAAGUGUUUGUAAUGCAGGUUUGCAAAUCUAAUAAAACGUCAUUAACUCAA